Messenger RNA from Exophiala bonariae, 1782 nucleotides. RefSeq lists its product as uncharacterized. The transcript has 3 exons. Gene Ontology annotation, biological process: methionyl-tRNA aminoacylation. Gene Ontology annotation, molecular function: ATP binding; methionine-tRNA ligase activity. Lineage: Eukaryota; Fungi; Ascomycota; Eurotiomycetes; Chaetothyriales; Herpotrichiellaceae. Bases 1 to 1782 code for a protein of 593 amino acids. The record is from RefSeq and is a predicted model, not a curated record.
AUGCUGCAGUGCAGAGUAUCAUCGCGUCUCAAUUCAGUGCGUGUGCGACCCUCGCGCCUAGCACCACCGAAACCUCGGUUGUUCACGUCCUGUGUCCAAUCUCGAUUGCCAGCGACUAAGACGAAACCCUACUAUGUCACAUCUCCCAUAUUCUAUGUCAAUGCCGCACCCCAUGCCGGCCAUCUGUACACCCUUGUCCUUACCGAUACACUCAAGCGAUGGAAUCGUCUCCUGGGCGAUGACCGAGCAACCCUGUUGACGGGCACCGAUGAGCAUGGGUUGAAGAUACAGAAGGCUGCUCAGAAAGCAGGAGUAGACGUCAAGACGUUCUGUGACGAACAUGCGCAACAAUUCCAAAGUCUCUGUGUAGCCGCCAAUAUUGACUAUGAUCGCUUCAUCCGCACAACAGAUUCCGAUCACAAAAUUGCAGUGGAACAUUUCUGGAACGAGCUGAGUCGAAACGGAUACAUCUACGAGGCCAAGCAUGAAGGAUGGUAUUGUGUCAGCGACGAAACAUUUUACCCCGAGACACAGGUUGCGCGCGUGCUCGAUCCUUCCGAUGGGGUCACCAAAACCGUAUCCAAAGAAACGGGAAAGGUGGUGGAAUGGACUUCAGAAAUCAAUUAUCACUUCAAACUGUCUAGCUUUCAGGACAAGCUUCUCACCCACUACACAUCAGACCCCGAAGCAUUCGUCCCUAAAGAGCGUGGUAACUCCAUCAUCAAGGAGAUCGAAAGCGGUCUGAAGGAUCUCUCAAUCUCUCGACCUUCGUCUCGACUGACCUGGGGCAUCAGAGUCCCCGGGGAUGACACUCAGACCAUAUACGUCUGGCUGGAUGCCCUUAUUAACUACAUCACCAUGGCCGGAUAUCCCUCCAAACAGUGUUCGGGUGAUGAUUCUCUCUGGCCUCCGGAUUGUCAGGUUAUCGGCAAAGAUAUUGUUCGUUUUCAUACAAUAUACUGGCCCGCUUUUCUGAUGGCCCUGAACCUCCCACUGCCCCGCCGUUUCUUGACCCAUGCCCAUUGGACCAUGAAUUCCGAGAAGAUGUCGAAAUCGGCUGGGAACGGGGUCAAUCCAUUUUUUGCUAUUGAUCGUUUUGGUGUAGACGCGAUCCGUUUUUACAUGAUUCACGAAGGCGGCAUUGACGACGAUGCCAGCUACGACAAUUCUUACAUUGCUCGCACCUACACAUCUAUGCUGAAAAAUCAGUUUGGAAACCUUCUGAACCGAGUUUUCAAAAGCACCAAGAUCAAUAGUCGCCAGGCAAUCAAGCUGGCAUCCCAACCUGCCCUGAGGAACGAUAUAAAGCAGUAUAUCGAGAAUCCCAAACUACUCCAGCUCUCACAACUCCAAAGUCUCCUUGCAGAAACCAAGAUACAAUAUGAGUUAAUCCAGAACCUCGGCCAUGAAGUACAAACUCAUAUGAGUUAUCCUAAUCCCCGUGCUGCAAUCCAAGCGAUCUCAGAAAUGAUCCGACAGACCAACAAAUUCUUUGACCGCGCUCAAUUGUGGGACCGACUUUAUUCCCAAAUCACGGAGGAGGCGGUUGUAGCUCACUACUGUCUUUUCAUCACCACCGAGACUCUUCGAAUUAUCUCCAUUCUUCUGCAGCCUUUCAUUCCUGGAAAGGCAAAAGGUGCAUUGAAUAUGAUGCAUGUCAGUGACUCAAAAAGGACGUUUGCGCAAACUUCCAUUGGGGCUGACUUUGAUUACGGAACUGAAUCACUGCUCCCCGGCGAGCGCGUUGAGGGCUUAUUUCCCGCAUUGCUGUCAGAGGACUGA